AUGACUUCUCACGAAGCGGUGCGACUCCGUCAAGGCCUUCUUCCUCUCACGACAUCGUCUGUAGGUGCCUUCAACAACCCUCUACACACGCCCAUAUCUGCCGUGUCCAUGAGCUCCAGUCAUUUUCACUCCGCUGUCCAAACACCUGGCAGUAGUAUACAGCCAUACAACCCCCAAGAAUGGGUUCCCACACAGGCUGCUGUCGCCGAGCGCGCCGUUCAAUAUGCUGGCGAAGUCCAAGGCAAGCCACCAAGAACUAAACACCAUGUUAUUGCUAGCCAGCGUCCCAUGAGUACCGUCUUCGACUCUACACCAGCUGGUACUCCGACUCCGCCGCCUCGACUGAGCACAAUGGUGCAUCGGCCUUCACCUGAACCUGCAAAUGCAUCUUUUCCUCCUCCCCCUCCGGGUGUAAAUGGGCGAAAUGGUUCACGGGAUCGCCGCUUUCUGCCAUCGUUAGGCCGCCGUAGAGAUAUGGACACCUCUAGUACUCCUCCACCUCAGCCGCCGCCUCCUCAAGCCCAUCGACAGAGCAUGAUCGUGCAAACUUCGUUUCAUCAACCUACUCCCGAACAUGGAAUGACUGGGCCUGUGAUUCAUGGGCCGCCCGCGGCUCGAAGAGCCGUUUCUGCAGGAGCCGUGGAGACACCCACAUCUGCUCGCUCACGAUCAGCGUCUCAAACCAGAUGGGAACCAGGCAUGCCUCUCCCACCUCCGCCACCAGGGCCCCCACCUGCUUCAAGCAGGUCGCAAAGCGUACAGUCAAUAGACAGGAACACAGUCCCCAUCAUAUCUCCUCCUACAAAAAGACGCCGACCACCAACAGGUGUCACAGAACUCGGACCUGUUCCUCCAACACCUGCAGAUUGGAACGAGACGGGGAGUCAAGCAGGCCCCUCAAACCGAAGCCGCUCACCGGGUCUCAGAAUUGACACGUCGCUACCAUCCUCCCAGCCUGUUGAACCUGCUCUAGGGUCCUCAUCGAGUAUCGGCGGGCUCAAUCGGCAAAAGGCAGUUAGACAUGAUAAGACAAUUUUGCAGCGGAGGGCUGAGAGUCGGACCCGACACAGUGUCCGUGGCUCCAUAGAUGAACGGACUCGACCCGACUCUAUGGCCGACAUAAUGGUACCGAAUACGACUGAUCUGUCACGGACAUCAAUUGGUAAAUCGACCCCUCUGAGUGGCGCACUCGCAUCGCAAGACUCCCGAAACUCGACCCCUAGAGCCCCAGCAUCGGGGAAGCUGCCCCAGGAAGCGGAAACACCACCAUUUUCCCCCAACGCUUCUAAGCAACCAAUAUAUGCCAGCAGCUCAAAGGUUGUUGCUCCAAAGGCGCUCCCUACUCCGCCUCCAAGGUCCGGAUCUGUGGCAUCGGUCUCGAGGGUCCGAGAGUCUUCUCGGCCCCCUUCCGCCGGUCUGUUGGUAUCGAAACAUUUGGUUACGACUCAAACUGCCGAUCAGUUUGAAGAAGGGACUAUCGAUCGAUUCCGCGAGUUUGCGAUUAGAGAAUCGAGAGCCGCUACUGACGCGGAUAGGGUGCGUAUGUUCGCCGACUUUGUUGUCAACGAAUCAAGGAUCAGACGAGAACGAUAUUCUGUCGCUAUUGGGGCUAUGGGCUCCGAGAUCUUUGACCUCACCCGCGACUUAUUUCGGCCGAUGGUCAGCCAAAGGCGAGAGUCAGCCUCUUCACAGGAUCAGUGGACCCCUGGACUAUCCGAACCAGGGCCUUCUCGUCGAGGCUCUAUAGGUUCAAACUUGGGAGAAAGUCCUCAGUCUGCCUCUAAGACAGUCAAUGUCCCGACGUCGCCGAGCGGGAACAACCCACCAAACGUGAACUGGUCCAGCAAUUAUAUGCCCUCGUUAUCGCCAAUUUUAAGUAUGAGCGUCAGUGAAAACUAUGAAAAUGGCAGCUCACGGGGUCGUCCUCCGAGCCGUUGGUGGGAAUCAGAUUCGCAAGGCGAAGCUUCCCAUCUCGGACGUUCCAAGAGAGAGUCGAAGUAUAUGGGCGUAACCAAGACACAGUGGGUCGAGGAGGACCAGCCGUCUGUGGUAUACGAGGAGCAAGGCUCUUCAUCCGAGUAUCCUCCUGAAAAGACGGGCUGGCAUGAUCAGUCGGAGCCCAACUUGACUCCUCAGCAAUUUGGCUUCGCCACCACGUCAAACAUGGGGUCUAGUCCCUGCUCGACGAUCAAUCGCGACCACUUGGAUGUUUCCCGCCUUGUCACCAUGCCCCCUCCUUAUCCAAGACACCAUCCCGCUGUCAAUAACAAACAUCCUGAGUUGACAUCCAUCAGAACGGCCGUGAGAGCUCUGAGUCAACUCGAUGAAUUGGCCAAGACAAGGGAGCGGUUCACUGUCGAGAGCACUAAACGUCGAGAACAAUUUUCCAAAGCAGCGUCUGAGCGCCGUCAAGCCUUGCGUACAAACUUGCAGAAUGAGAUCAACGCUGGCAGCUUGAGUUACGCUGAUGCAGGAGCUAUUGAUGCUGACGCAAAAGCCAGCGAGAUAACAAAGAAAAAGGACUUGGAAAAGUCCGAAUACGAAUUGUUCCAGAAUCAGGUGGUACUGCCUUUGAACGAACUACUGACAGGGCGUAUCUCAAGCGCCACAGAGCUGUUUGACGACCUGGCCCGACAUCUAUUCGAUAACGGGCAGAUAGACGCGGACAUGCCGCAGGAGGAGGGUGAUGAUAGACCAGAACUUCUGGAAAAACUGACGCUGCUUAAAUGGGUCUUUGAGGCACGAGAGGGUCUGUACCGGGCCAUCUACGAUCUUCUGUCGGAUCGCAACGGCCGAUAUUGCGAGGUUGUACUGACUCCUUACCGACUUUCCGGAAAUACUGAGAAGCUCAAGUCAGCUGAGGCUUUCUUUGCCGAAGACGCGGCCAAGCGUGAAUAUGCGUUCGCUCACGAGGUUCUGGAACGGACCCGAGACUUCCGAGGAGUGGUUGAAAAGGCUGUGGAUCAUGGUGUUGCACUGCAGCUGUCGGCGUUUUGGGAUAUUGCGCCUCCGCUUUGUGAGCUACUGGACAAUAUUCCUCUCGAUCUGGAUGGCUUCAAUAUUCAGAUUCCAGCAUCGGAAAUUCAGGAAAACCCAUCAUACGUGGAGCAUCCGAUGCAGUAUCUUUUUAGCUUGCUGCUUCACGCCGAGAAGAGCACGUACCAGUUCAUCGAAUCGCACACCAACCUGUUGUGUCUACUUCACGAGGUCAAAGAGGCUGUGGUUCACGCCAAAGGCAAGGUCCUCGAGACGCAGACCCAAGAUGAGAAUGGAAACGCGAUUCCCAAGGCAGAUAGCAAUGCACAGGCGGUGCAAAUGCGACAAUCGGAAGAACGGCGACUUACCGAGGAUCUGAAGGAAAAGGUCCGUCUCGUUCAAGAUCAAUGGAAGAGCGCUUUAGGCGAUAACAUUACGCUCGUGAAAGAGCGCCUAGGAGGGUGGCUGUUGCAAAUGGGCGGCUGGGAUGAGUCGCUCGAAGACAGAGGUGUGGGCAGUGUCUAG
This is a messenger RNA of Fusarium fujikuroi IMI 58289, 3501 nucleotides long. RefSeq lists its product as uncharacterized. Bases 1 to 3501 code for a protein of 1166 amino acids. The record is from RefSeq and is a predicted model, not a curated record. NCBI's taxonomy places the organism in Eukaryota, Fungi, Ascomycota, Sordariomycetes, Hypocreales, Nectriaceae. The transcript is spliced from 2 exons.